Prunus armeniaca (apricot) is the source of this 1869-nucleotide messenger RNA. The record is from the annotation of a GenBank genome assembly. NCBI's taxonomy places the organism in Eukaryota, Viridiplantae, Streptophyta, Magnoliopsida, Rosales, Rosaceae.
AUGGCUUGUAAAGCAAAGCUUAUGAUUCCUGAGGAUGAGAAGUACGAAGGAAAGCCAUUUGCCCUUUCACACGCAAGGACCGCCAUUACAACAAUAAAGGCGAAGUUCAAUACGCAGCAGUUACAGAGGUUCGAGGGGAGUUGUUUUGGUCAUCUAUUACUGAUAGAGGACCUGAAGUGGAAUUCACAAGUUGUCCACGGGCUGUUGAUGAGGAAGGCUGAUCCUAAGACAGUUACACAGGUGAACGGGAUAAAAUUCAUUGUGGGUAACAAGUUGAUACAAUUCACAGCCCAACACUUUUGCCUCAUCACGGGCCUAAGGUUCGGAAAGCUCCCUUUCAUUCCGAAGGCGACAAAUGAAAACUGCUCCUUGAAGCGAAAAUACUUCAGUAGCAAUAAACCUCCCACCCUUUUGGACCUACACACUGCCUUCAUCGAGUGCACAGAUGAUGACGAUGCGUUAAAGCUUGGAAUGGUCUAUUUUGCCAUUUUUGUGCUAUUGGGUACUGAAAAGCAUGUGCUUAUUGACAUGCGCUAUUUGAAGUUGGCCGAAGACUUAGAAGAGUUUGACAAGUAUCCAUGGGGUGCCGUGUCAUAUGCGAUGACAAAUGCUUCACUUUUGAGGGCAGUUUCUCCUGAUUACCAACGAGUGAAGGUGCCCCAAAACAGAAAAAAGCCCAACAAACGUGGGAAGAAGAGAGCGCAGACAAGAAUGGAAUGCAGUAGAGCCAGAGAGUACAUCAUAAGGGGGUUUGGCUUCGCUCUUCAGAUUUGGGCUUUUGAAGUCUUCCCAGCAUUGGAAGCAUUGCAUUUCACGGUCCAUGAAGACAAUAGGCACAUCCCUCGAAUAUUACAUUGGAGGAGCAACACGGUGGCCCGUUUUUGGGAGGUUAUGAGUCAGGUUUAUGAAAACUUUGAGGUUGAUGUGCAACUUCUCCGGCCGACUGAUAUUGAGAAGCAACAACCUUACUGGAGUUGGGGUGAUGAUGAGAACAAUGAAGAAAUUGUUCAAUUGUUUGGGGAUGAGGGCGAAGACAAAACCAGCACUUCUAGUGAAGAAAAAGAGGCGGAUGUUGAGGAAACAACUACCCUUCCCUCCUCUUCUAAGGGCAAAGGGUCUUUUAAUGACUUUGGCAGGUUGAAGCAUCAAUUAGAAAGCACUAAGGAUGAGUUAGCAAAGCUACGUAGUUCAAAUCGGGGCCUUAGGAACAGAGUUCGUGACUUGGAAGCUAUUGUAGACAAGAACUGUUUGAAGCAUGAGAAGGAGUGUGACAGAAAUAAAAAGGCUAUUGGGGAUUUGACCCUAACAAUUGCUUCAGUGGAACAUUAUUUUAAAUUGGAGAUGGAGGAGUUAAAAAAAUUAUAUGGUGGAGAAGGGCAUGAGGAAGUGUGGACUGCUCAGAUGAAUGAAGGAGGGCAGAAUGAAAUGUCACUCUUGAAUGAACUUACUACUUCGACUACAGCAGGGCCUAAAAUGGACGCACAGGUUGCAGGUGAUGGAGUGGAAGCCUUCCCAGGCAUGCAUACAGAACGGGCUGAAAUGGAAGCAACAGUCUAUGGUGGAGUGGAAGGGGCUGAAAGGGAAGCAGAAGUCCCUGCUGAUGGAGUGGAAGCUUUUCUAGCCAUGCAAAUACAAGGGGCUAAAAGGGAAGCCAAAGUCCCUGCUGAUAUUGUGGAAGGCUUCCCAGCCAUGGAAGUCGAAGCCGCUGAAAUUGACACUUCAGUUUGUAACAAACAAGUGCACCAACAACCUCACAAGGUUCCUACUUCGGAAGAUGUGAAGGUUCCUAGUCUUGAAGAUCCCCUCAUUCCUAGUCCGGAAGAUAGGGAAGGGUACAGAGUUAUUUGUAAAACAAUGUUAAAUUGUUAG